AUGGCAGCACCAUUGACGUCGAUAUCAGCAUUUCAUUUGAAUUUAACAGCACCCUCUCCAGAGUUAUUUAAAGAAACUUGGGACUUCUAUGCCUCAAUUGGAUUUAGAUUGGCAAAUACAGCCAGUCCAUCUCAAGUCUGGCUGCAAUUGUAUGGAGAUCCUCACUCGGAUUUAAAUGGAAUCGCCAUCAAACUCUCUCUGGUGGAAAACUCGUCUGACGCGUUCAACAUUAAAUCACGUCAAGGCAAACUAGCCGUUGAUUUGGCUUCAACUGCAGCUGAUCUUGUCGAUUCUGCUAUAUUGACUCUGGUCGCAAGGAGUCUAAAAGAUGUUGUGACAAGUCUUGUCAAACUACAACGACCACACGCAAUGAUAUCUGGUCCACCUAAAGAACCAAGCUAUGUCUCUUCGCCCUCAUCGCCUACUGCCCAUGCGGCACGAGCACACGCAGAUGGGUGUGUCUUGACCUUUGACCCUCUACUCAACCUCAUUGCCUUUACAACUGCUGCACCACCCGUUGCACCUUCUUCAUAUCAUGGUAUAUCUCUCAAAGCAGCACCAUCAUCGCGUACAGAACCAGUAGUUAUGACUGGUGCCAACGGGAUUCCAUCACCGGCAAACGGCCUGUCGGUCGGCUUGACACCUAAAAAGAUUGGUAUAUUGACAUCUGGAGGUGAUUCAUCUGGUAUGAAUGCUGCCGUUAGAUCAAUUACAAGGAUUGCUCUCCAGAAAGGAUGUGUACCAUAUGCGAUCUUUGAAGGCUAUCAAGGAUUGGUGGAUGGAGGUGACAAGAUUAAAGAGCUUACUUGGAAUGCUGUUCGUGGACUUAUGCCUAUGGGAGGUACAGUUAUCGGUACAGCCAGAUGUGCAGCGUUUCGGACUCGUGAAGGACGCCUCAAAGCGGCCUUGAAUAUGAUUCUGAAUGGAAUCGAUGCUCUGAUUGUCAUUGGUGGUGAUGGUUCACUGACGGGUGCUGAUAUGCUGCGUGCUGAAUGGGGUAGUCUAGUGAAUGAAGUGAUAUCGAAAGGAUUGGCGACAGAGUCUCAAUGUAGUUCACUGCGUGAGCAUCUCACCAUUGUUGGUUUGGUGGGAUCUAUUGACAAUGAUAUGUGCUCCACCGAUAUCACCAUUGGAGCCGUCACAUCCUUACAUCGAAUCUGUGAAGCUGUAGACUCUCUUUCGUCAACAGCUCUUUCUCAUCAACGCGCGUUCGUGGUGGAAGUCAUGGGAAGGCAUUGUGGAUGGUUGGCAUUAAUGGCUGCAAUAGCAGUUGGUGCCGAUUGGGUGUUCUUACCUGAGAGACCUCCUCCGUUGGAUCCAGCUUAUGGAGACGAUUGGGAGACAGAGUUUUGUGAAGCUCUUCGCAUACAACGAGAAUUAGGAAAUCGUAAAACACUAGUGAUUAUAUGUGAAGGUGCCAUUGAUCGACAACUGAAACCCAUCAAGCCUGAAUACAUCAAAAAGGUCAUUGAUGAACGUCUUGGACUGGAUACUCGUGUCACGACGUUGGGACAUGUUCAACGUGGUGGUACCCCUUGUGCAUAUGACCGAUAUCUCGCUACAGCUCAAGGUGUUGAGGCUGUAGAAGCUGUCUUACGAUCAACUCCCACCACUCCUUCUCCGAUGAUUGGAAUGAGUCAAAACAAGAUUACAUCAGUUUCACUGAUGGAUGCCGUCAAGCUGACUCAUGAAGUCAGUGAAGCUAUUGCUCGCAAGGACUUUUCACAUGCUAUGGAGUUGCGAGAUCCGGAUUUCACUGCUGCGUAUGAUGCAUAUAUCGAAGCAACCCUGUUGGCUUCUGGACCUGGUGCACGAAAAACUGAUCUGCCACUAAGAAUCGGUAUUGUACAUGUCGGAGCUCCAGCAGGAGGCAUGAAUCCUGCCACCAGAACUGCAGUGCGUCUAUGCUUGAAUCGUGGUCAUACUCCAUUAGGCAUUCGAGACGGUUUUGUUGGACUCGCUCGUGGAGACGUCCAAGCUCUAUCCUGGAAGGAAGUCUCCAGCUGGGCUGUAGCUGGUGGUUCCGAGUUGGGUACAAAUCGUGCUCAUCCGAAACCAUCAGUCAAUGCGUCGCUUCAAAUCCGUCCACGGGGAGUAGAAGAAUGGGUUGAAUUGGGUGUCGUCGCCUAUCAGUUACAAAAGCAUAAUAUCCAGGCUUUGAUGAUUGUUGGUGGAUUUGAAGCCUUUACUUCUUUAUUGACUAUGGUGGCAUCACGUAAAGAAUACCCAUCGUUAUGUAUCCCUAUGAUUCAUUUACCUGCCACUGUAUCUAAUAAUGUCCCUGGAACGGAUUUCUCUAUCGGAUGUGAUACCGCUCUGAAUGCUAUUGUUGAAGCCUGUGACCGUAUCAAGGUGUCGGCUAGUGCUAGUCGACGACGAGUGUUUGUAGUUGAGGUUCAAGGUGGCGAGUGUGGGUACUUGGCUGUUAUGGGAGGUCUAACUACUGGGGCUAUGAACGUUUAUACUCCAGAAGAAGGCAUAUCUCUGAGCAUGUUGAGCACAGAUGUUGCUCACUUGUGUCGACGAUACCGUGAAGAAGAGGUUGCCCAAACAGCCUCAGAAGGACGUGUAGUACUUGUCUCAGAGUACGCUGCCGCCGAUGCAUUCAACACUACGGUGAUAUCCAAUAUAUUCAAACAUGAAGGAGCAGGUCUUUUUGAUUCCCGAACUACUGUACUGGGUCAUCUACAACAAGGAGGUAUACCAUCGCCACUAGAUAGAACACGAGCUACUCGGCUGGCUGUGAAUUGUGUUGAUUGGAUUCAGGAACGAGCUGCAUUAGCAGUAAUGACUACCCGAAUUGGAUACCCUAGUGUGUAUGCCAAUGAUUCUGCUGAUGCUGUUGUUAUUGGUAUUCGUGGUGCCCAGACCGUGUAUACGCCUAUCAUGGACUUGUUGUCUGAAGUGGAUAUAAAGAGAAGGAGAGGGAAUCUGACUGAAUGGUGGGCACACUAUCGAGACAUUAUAAAAGUCUUGUCGAAAUACACCUUCAAGGAAAAGGAAGGUGUUAUUGGAGAUGCAGGUGAACAGUUGAGGAAGUUGGGUUGA
This is a messenger RNA of Synchytrium microbalum, 3048 nucleotides long. Its product is annotated as 6-phosphofructokinase. Gene Ontology annotation, biological process: canonical glycolysis; fructose 6-phosphate metabolic process; fructose 1,6-bisphosphate metabolic process. The coding region runs from base 1 to 3048 and encodes 1015 amino acids. Gene Ontology annotation, cellular component: 6-phosphofructokinase complex; mitochondrion; cytoplasm. The record is from RefSeq and is a predicted model, not a curated record. Lineage: Eukaryota; Fungi; Chytridiomycota; Chytridiomycetes; Synchytriales; Synchytriaceae. The transcript is spliced from 13 exons. Gene Ontology annotation, molecular function: ATP binding; 6-phosphofructokinase activity; monosaccharide binding.